This is a messenger RNA of Aspergillus terreus NIH2624, 498 nucleotides long. RefSeq lists its product as uncharacterized. The record is from RefSeq and is a predicted model, not a curated record. The coding region runs from base 1 to 498 and encodes 165 amino acids. The transcript has a single exon. NCBI's taxonomy places the organism in Eukaryota, Fungi, Ascomycota, Eurotiomycetes, Eurotiales, Aspergillaceae.
AUGGAAGACUUGGAUAUGGAGUCCAUGACGCGCAUCGCAUCCAGCAACCACGGACGCUCCCUAUCCCUCUCGGCCUCUAUCAAUGAAAGAAAUGACCCCCGACUAGAUCCCAACAACCCAGUUUCGACCAUCGACGAUUGGCACAAACCGUCCUCAGAUCACUCCACCAGCCCGUAUAAUCACCACACAGACUCAAGGGGUCGUCUUCAGGAACUUGAAUGUAUCAGGUUCGGGAUCAGCGCUCCAAGUCCAGGAGACCCUCGUGUCGGAAUUGACAACUCCGUUCCGAUGGCUGUGAAUGCACUUUCUGGACACAAGCCCACUCGCCGCAGACGAAUUCUGCAUGGGUUUGACGGUCUACUGCAGAGCGGCGAGCUCCUACUUGUUCUCGGUCGUCCAGGGACCGGUUGUUCGACAUUUCUUAAAACAAUCUGCGGUCACCUGGGCGGCCUGACUCUCGAGCCAGAGAGCUCUGUAUAUCUUGGGCAUUGUGUCUGA